This is a messenger RNA of Solanum tuberosum (potato), 1329 nucleotides long. Its product is annotated as zeatin O-glucosyltransferase-like. NCBI's taxonomy places the organism in Eukaryota, Viridiplantae, Streptophyta, Magnoliopsida, Solanales, Solanaceae. The transcript is spliced from 2 exons. The record is from RefSeq and is a predicted model, not a curated record. Gene Ontology annotation, molecular function: UDP-glycosyltransferase activity. Bases 1 to 1329 code for a protein of 442 amino acids.
AUGGCUACGAAUUCAUCAGAUAACAGUCUACUUCACCUUAAUGAAGUGACUGUAGCCAUGGUGCCAUGGCCUGAACAUGGCCAUCUCAACUUACUCUUCUAUCUCGCACGAAUCAUCGCCUCCCACAACAUUCCUGUACACUUCCUCUGCCUCACUGCUAGGAACCAAGAUUUAAGAAAACGCCUCCAAGGUGGUCUCAAAGCAUCUCUUGAAAACCUUGGAGAUUCAAACAUCCAUUUCAAUGACCUCUUAGUACAUUCAUCUCCUACAGAAGCAAAAGAUGAUUUCUUGGAAAGACUAGGUGAUCAUUUGCACUUGAUGUCCAACUUCAAGUGUUAUGCUUUCCACCCCACUUCAGCUUUCACCAGGUACUCUACACUUCGACAAACUAUUCAUAUACUUGAUGAAGAUCACGACGAAAUGAUUAAGCAACUUGGGGAUGAGUUUCCAACUGCAGAGAGUACUUUUGGUCCAAAUAUGGCUGAGUUUGUUGAGGAGGAACUAAUAUGGAAGCACAACUCUGGAGAUAUCAUUAACUCCUGCAGAGAAUUGGAAGGUAAGUUUAUAGAUUCACUUGCUAAGGUAAAAGAGAAUACACCUUUGUGGGCUUUUGGACCAUUUAACAUGCUGCCUGAAUCACUAGACUCGCUUUCUAUUUCUUCAUCUGGCAACAAAAGUACUCGUCACAACUGUCUCAAAUUUCUUGACAAGCAAGAUGUUAACUCAGUAAUAUUUGUGUCGUUUGGAACAACCACUACAUUAUCACAAGAGCAAGUGAAGGAGUUAGCACUUGGUUUAGAACAAAGCAACCAUAAGUUCAUAUGGGUAAUAAGGGAAGCAGACAAAAGGGUAGACAUGGAGAAUGGUGAAGAAAGACAUGAGAAGAUUGUGUUGCCAGAAGGGUUUGAAGAAAGAGUGGAAGGAAGAGGAAUGGUGGUGAGAAGUUGGGCACCACAGUUGGAAAUCUUGGGGCAUCCGUCUACAGGCGGUUUUUUGAGCCAUUGUGGAUGGAAUUCUUCAAUGGAAAGUAUAAGUAUGGGAGUUCCAAUGGCAGCUAUGCCUAUGACUGUUGAUCAGCCAUAUCACACUCUGUUGGUAUCAAACGUUUGGAAGAUCGGAGUCUCUGUGUGGAGUUGGGCACGUCGGAAGGAAAUAGUACCAGCAGUGGCUAUUGAGAAAGCUGUCAAGACUUUGAUGGGGACGCCGGAAGGGGAAGAGAUGAGGCAGAGGUUGGUGGAGUUGAGAGAUAAUAUCAAGAAGUCUGUUAGUCAUGGAGGACUUGCAUACAAGGAGAUGGAAUCUUUCAUCUCUUAUAUUACCAAGAACUGA